Messenger RNA from Colossoma macropomum (tambaqui), 970 nucleotides. Its product is annotated as E3 ubiquitin-protein ligase TRIM39-like. Lineage: Eukaryota; Metazoa; Chordata; Actinopteri; Characiformes; Serrasalmidae. The transcript has 6 exons. Gene Ontology annotation, biological process: protein ubiquitination. Gene Ontology annotation, molecular function: ubiquitin-protein transferase activity; zinc ion binding. The record is from RefSeq and is a predicted model, not a curated record. Bases 1 to 852 code for a protein of 283 amino acids.
AUGCAGGACCUCUCAUGUCCCGUCUGUCUGGAGAUCUUCACCGACCCAGUGUUUCUGUCCUGCGGUCACAGCUUCUGUAGGACGUGUUUACAGCAGAGCUGGACGGAGAGUUCAGGAAGAGUGUGUCCUGUCUGCAGGAGACGGUCAUCUAGAGAUCAUCCUCCUCCAGAUCUGGCUCUGAGGAACGCCUGUGAGUCCUACAAGCAGCAGAAGAGAAGCAGUGAUUCAGGUUCUCAGGGUCUGCUGUGCUCUCUGCACUUUGAGAAGCUCAGUCUGUUCUGUGUGGAUGAUCAGAAGCUGGUGUGUGGACAGUGUGUGUCUCAGGAUCAUCAGAGUCACAGUUUCUGCUCCAUCAUCAAAGCUGCUGGUCCACACAAGGAAAAGAUACAGACCUGUCUAACAGAGCUGGAGAAGAAGCUUCAGAUUUUCCAAAAAGUUAAAGUUUUCAGUGACCAGGCAGCUGCACAUAUUAAGUCUCAGGCCCAGAACACAGAGAGGCAGAUAAAGGAGGAGUUUGAGAAGCUUCAUCAGUUCCUCAAAGUGGAGGAGGAGGCCAGAAUCACUGCUCUGAGAAAGGAGGAGAAGGAGAAGAGCCAGAGAAUGAAGAAGAAGACUGAAGAACUGGACAGUCAGAUAAAAGAUAUCAGUGCUAGAAUUGCAGAAUCAGAGGAGAAGCUAAAGGAUGAUGCUCUGGUUCUGCAGGACAUCCAGACAACAUGUGAAAGUUCCAGUGAUUCUGGAUCCGAACACUGCAAACCCCUCCCUCAGUCUAUCAGCAGAUCUGAGCAGUGUCUCACACUCUACCGAAAACCCUCAACUUCCAGACAAUCCAGAGAGGAUGAGUGGGUAUAAUGGAGUUCUGGGUUCUGAAUGGUUCUCCUCAGGAACUCACAGCUGGGAGGUGGAGGUUGGAGAUGGUGAAGAGUGGGUUGUAGGAGUGGCUGAAGAGUCCGUCAGCAGAAAAGAAUGU